Cygnus olor (mute swan) is the source of this 3119-nucleotide messenger RNA. It is a transcript of the gene ZMPSTE24, whose product is annotated as zinc metallopeptidase STE24. Gene Ontology annotation, biological process: CAAX-box protein processing. Gene Ontology annotation, molecular function: metalloendopeptidase activity. Bases 71 to 1468 code for a protein of 465 amino acids. The transcript is spliced from 10 exons. NCBI's taxonomy places the organism in Eukaryota, Metazoa, Chordata, Aves, Anseriformes, Anatidae. The record is from RefSeq and is a predicted model, not a curated record. Gene Ontology annotation, cellular component: endoplasmic reticulum membrane.
CGGGCGCCAGGUGGCGCCGCAGCGCGGGCGGCGGCGGCGGAAGGAGGAAGCGUGAGGUCGGUGCGGAGCCAUGGCGCUCCGCGGCGAGCUGUGGGCAGAGCUGCCAGCUGAGAAGCGCAUCUUCUGUUCCGUGCUGCUCUUCUCCUGGGCCGUCUACCUCUGGGAGGCCUUCCUAGCGCACCGGCAGAGACGGGUGUAUAGAACAACAACACAUGUACCACGGGAACUAGGACAGAUCAUGGAUUCAGAAACAUUUGAAAAAUCUCGUCUGUAUCAGCUGGACAAAAGUACUUUCAGCUUUUGGUCAGGCCUGUAUUCAGAGGUUGAGGGCACUAUGAUUCUGAUCUGCGGUGGAAUUCCUUUUCUCUGGGAUCUCUCUGGUCAGAUUUCUGGUCGUGCUGGGUUUGGACCAGAAUAUGAGAUUAUUCAGUCACUGGUAUUCCUGCUGCUUGCAACGCUCUUCAGUGCAUUGACCGGUCUCCCAUGGAGUUUAUAUAACACAUUUGUCAUAGAAGAAAAACAUGGCUUCAAUCAACAGACACUGGGAUUUUUUUUCAAGGAUGCCAUCAAGAAAUUUAUCGUAACUCAGUGUAUUCUGUUGCCAGUGACAUCCCUUCUGCUUUAUAUUAUUAAAAUAGGGGGUGACUACUUCUUCAUCUAUGCCUGGCUCUUCACAUUAGUUGUUUCCUUGGUGCUUGUUACAAUCUAUGCAGACUACAUUGCACCUUUAUUUGAUAAAUUCAUUCCACUUCCUGAGGGAGAGCUCAAGCAACAAAUUGAAACAAUGGCAAAGAGCAUUGACUUCCCAUUGACUAAGGUGUAUGUUGUUGAAGGUUCUAAGCGUUCUUCUCAUAGCAAUGCUUACUUCUAUGGAUUCUUCAAGAAUAAGCGGAUAGUGCUAUUUGACACUCUCCUAGAAGAUUAUUCUGCACUGAACAAAGAGCCAGCAGAAGGAGAAGAGGGUGAGAAUGAAGAGACAAAGUCUAAAACAAAAAAUAAGAAGCAGGGAUGUAAAAAUGAAGAAGUUCUGGCUGUCCUUGGUCAUGAAUUGGGUCACUGGAAACUAGGUCACACUGUCAAAAACAUUAUCAUCAGUCAGAUGAAUUCCUUCCUGUGCUUCUUCUUGUUUGCUGUGUUAAUUGGUCGAAAAGAGCUCUUUGCUGCAUUUGGUUUCUAUGAGACUCAGCCUACCCUGAUAGGCUUGAUGAUUAUUUUCCAGUUCAUUUUUUCACCUUACAAUGAGAUUCUCUCUUUCUGCUUGACUGUAUUAAGCCGACGAUUUGAGUUUCAAGCAGAUGCAUUUGCCAAGGAACUUGGGAAGGCUAAAGACCUAUAUUCUGCUUUGAUCAAAUUAAACAAAGAUAACUUAGGAUUCCCUGUUUCUGACUGGAUCUUCUCAAUGUGGCAUUAUUCCCAUCCACCCCUUUUAGAAAGACUUCAGGCCUUGAAAGAUACAAAGCAAGAGUGACAGGAAUCACUGUUGGUUCAAAGACAGUGCUUCCAUCUCAGAGGCAAAGUUCAGAGCUGCUUUUUAAAUUCUUUUUAAAAUGGAUAACUCCAUCUGAGUGUGAUAUUAACAGCGCAACAAAUCUGAGAAUCCUGAAACAGGUAUUAAAUUAUAAAUUACUUUUUUAAACAAAAAAACUGUGGUACUUAAUUUAGAAAAACAUACUGGGUGAAGACCAAGACACCUUUCCCUCCACACGCUGGCUUUUUUUAUCUCCAUAUCAUAGUACAGACUUGUAAGAGAAGAAAAAAUAAUACUUCAAAGCACCUAUUUCUUCAGUUGAACAUUGGUUUUGAUCCUUUUCUCAUUCUCAGUGUUCUGUAAACCUUCCCUUCCCAUCCUCAGCCUUUAUUCACAAUGAAGAGAUACUGAGUGACUUGGUUUCUUACAUCAUAACUGUAUUAGCCCAUCACUGUUGGUGUUUAAAAAAAAGUUUAAUGCAAGUACAGGCCUUUCCGCUGGAUUCCAGUUCAUGUCUGUUGUAAUUGAAAAUGCUACUUAAUAAAGCCUCCUUUUUCAGAAAUGUGGGAAUAAGGAAAUGUACCAUGGCCUCCUUGAAAAUGACGAUUAGUCUGUAUUCAGUAGCAUUAUAGUGAUAUUCUUCUCUUCUCCACUGUGCUUCUGGGGGUGUGGAAAAAUGUUAUGGAGAGUCCAGACAGGACCCAUGGAAGGACUCAGGAAGAAAGCUGCUGAUUUACAGAAUCAUAGAAUGACUUGGGUUGGAAGGGACCUUAAAGAUCAUCUAGUUCCAACACCCCCCCCCCCCAACCAUGGGCAUAAUUCUUUGUUCUCCCUUUUGCUUGUGAGCAUAAUAGUUAACAGCUUUUCCAUACCUCAGUUCCUCCAUUUCUGUCAACCUUGGCCUCAUUUUAUUGUGUAUAUGGAAGUGGUCAGAUGCUUGAACAGUGUGUCAGAAUUUAACUUCCAUUCUGAGGGCAGAGAGAGGUCUGGAGGCUUUGUCCCCCACUCUGGGGAGGGUUUUUCCAUUAAUUUGGAUCCAACUGAAAUAGUGUUGGAAUACUUAGAAAAUUUUCGUCCCCAUUUUGAUACAAAUAAUACAAGAUUUAGUUUAUUCAUGUAGGUUAGGGAAAGGCAAAUGGGUAACUGGGGAAAUCGCUUCUGCAUCUGUUAUCUCAGAUGAGAGGUGCAAUUAAAUUUACUUUUGUUGAAUAAAGAUAGCAGUUAAAUGUAGGAUUGUAUGUGUCAUACAAAUGUUUUGGACCAGACUGAAUGCAAAUACUUCAUAUAAAAAUCAGAUUUUAUAUCUGUGGUAAAUUAAGAAGUUCUCUUUGAACAGAGAUGAGCAGAACAAGUCAAAGCAAAUUUGAUCCUUUCAGGUGUCUGAGUAUUCUCAGAGACUACCAUUAAUUAAAUUCGUUUUUGUGAUCAUAGUGAAAAAUGCCUUACAAGAUGGGCGUGAUGAUGUCUCAGGUGCAGCAAGAUACAAGAUGUUGCUGGAAACCAUAUGUAUGCCUUAUUCUAUUUGUGUUUAUACCCUAAAGCAUGAGCAUGUGAAGUUAAACUAUGGAUAUGGACUUAGGAGACAGUUUUUAAUGAUAUGGGGAGCCUAUAAUUUGUCAUAUUAAUUGCAUUGAAUAAAUGGCCUUGAAAA